GCAAGAGGCUGCGGUGACAGAGAGGCAGCACUUCCGCCAGCGCCCGCUGGAACUUGGCUUAGGAGAGGACGAGCUUCUGCUGUUCCUGGGCCGUGAGCGGACCAAGGAGGCCCGGCGUACUGGGGACUUGCACGGCGGCUCCACUUCCGCCAGCGCACAGCGUUCCGAGGCCACUGCGACCGCCUUACUCGCGGCACGACAUGCUGCGGUGCAGCGGCGCCUGGCUCUCGAGCAGCUGAGGAGUGAGCAGCUGCACUCUGCCGAGGAAUUCGGCCAGCUGAGGGACCACCUGGAAGCUUUGAAGCGCGAUGCGGUCAAGGCCGCCCAGCUUGCUCCGCACACAGCCACAGAUCUGGCAUUGUCCUUUGCUGCUGCUUUGGUCCGACGCAAGGAGCUGCUGAAGAAACUCGGAGAGGCGACCUGGGCUCGCCAGGAGCUGCUGCGAGCUGCCCACCGCCGCGAGCAGCUCCUGAGCUGUGCCCUUGCGGAGCCUCUGAGAGCGGAACUGACGGACUCGGGCCAAGUGACCGCCACGGCUGCGCCUGCAGCCGUCUUGGUCAUUGCCGAAACCGUGGACGCGUUUGGCUAUUCCUCUAGCCAGUCCUUGGCUGGCCGCGUGCGGAAUCUGGCUGACCGGAACGUUGAGCUCUGGAAG
Messenger RNA from Symbiodinium sp. CCMP2456, 655 nucleotides. Lineage: Eukaryota; Dinophyceae; Suessiales; Symbiodiniaceae. The record is from the annotation of a GenBank genome assembly.